UUUGGUGUUCACCGUUGCUAUGGAAACACAGAAAAGCUUUACCGGAAAAUAGCUGAUAGGGAGUUUAUGACAAGUUAUUACACCUGGCUAAUAAGUUAACACAAACUGUUAACUAAACAAGUAAAUAGGAUAUAGAAGUAGUAAUCACUUAAAACAAUCGACGAUGCAUCCUGAACCCCUCGAAUCCGGUGAGGUGGAAGAAGAGAGUGGCGAGGACUCCAGUACGACCCUGCAAGCUGGAGAUGCAGAAAUAUUGCUGAACGCAAUGUCAACAACUUACAGUAAACUAGAGGAAGCCCCCACGGCGAACUGCAGCCCCCUGCCAAACGAUAUCGAAGGAGACCGUUGUGUGUCCUCACAUACAGAAGUCGACAAACUCAUACAAGCCCAACAACAAGAGAAAAAGGAAAAGGACUCAGGUCCAAGAAUGACAAAGACAUUUCUGAAGGACCACUGCAAACAAAAUAAACUCUACAUGACACCUCGAUUGAAUGACACACUGUAUUUGCACUUCAAAGGCUUCUCCACUAUAGAGAAUCUGGAGGAGUACACAGGGCUGAAGUGUCUCUGGCUGGAGUGCAACGGGCUGCUGCGCAUCCAGAACCUGCAUGCCCAAACAGACCUACGCUGCCUCUUCCUCCACCAGAACCUCAUACACAAUCUGGAGAACUUAGAAUCACUCAGCAAGCUCUGCACCCUCAAUGUCUGCAACAACUACAUACGCACCAUUGAAAACAUUGCCUGCCUCCCUGAUCUGGGCACCCUGCAGAUAGCCCAUAAUAAGCUGCAGACAGUGGGAGACGUGGAGCAUCUGAGUCAGUGCCUCUCCCUCAGUGUACUGGACAUGUCCCACAACCUGCUGGAUGACCCAGACAUCCUCACUGUGCUGGAGAGAAUGCCUGAACUGCGCGUGCUGAACCUGAUGGGAAAUGAAGUGAUAAAGAAAAUCCCAUACUACAGGAAGACUAUGAUCAUACGUCUAAAACAGCUCACGUACCUGGAUGACCGACCUGUGUUCCCAAAGGACAGGGCGUGUGCGGAGGCGUGGGGGACAGCGGGUCCAGAGGGGGAGCGCAGGGAGAGGGAAUCAUGGCAAACACGAGAGAGAAGGAAGAUCCAGGACAGUCUGGACGCCAUGGCAACCAUCAGGGACCAAGCCAGGGAGAGACUGCGAGUCAGAGAGCUGCAAGAGAGAGGGGAGUAUGAGACCACUACAACUCCAGAACUUGAGAGCCCCAGUGAAAAGAACCAGAGCCAGAAUCAGAGCCUGGGCUGGGAGGAGAGGUUUCAGGCAUUUGUGGAGGACAGUCUGGAGGCCCAUGAAGAGUUCCUACAGACACAGAGAGAACAGCCAGAAAAGGAGGAGCUAGGGAAUGAACAGCCACUGAAGAAACAGCUAGACAGAGAACAACCAGAAAGAGAGGAUCUGGAGAGAGAUCAGCUAGAGAGAGAGGACCAAGAGGGAGAUCAGCUAGAGAGAGAGCACCUAGAGGGAGAUCAGCUAGAGAGAGAGCACCAAGAGGGAGAUCAGCCAGAUGGAGAGCAAGCAGCAGAAGAAAGCUUAAAGGAAGAACUGUUAAACCAGUCAAAGAGAGAACAACUACAAAGAAGGCAGCCAAAGAGAGAGAAGUUAGAGAGAGAGCAGUCAGUAUGUGGCCAGCCAGAGUCUCAGACAGCUGGGGUGAUUGUAGAGCACGGUCCUGGACCAAUGGUGACUGAGCUAGAGGAGACAGAGGACCUGGAGACCAUCCACCUGGAGCCACGCCCACCACUUCGAAUUGAUGAUCUCCCUGACCUGGAGGAUGUGAAUGUUGAAGAUCCAGACAGCACCUGCAUCUUCUCCUCUCAGCAAGUAUUCCGGCCAAAGAUAGAGGUAAUUUCAGGAGACAACAACGAUGUAGAUCCAAUCAUACAUCAGAGUGGGACUGUGUGGACCACAGAGACCACACUUACCUCAGAUCCAAGCUCAUCUUCACUGUUCAGGGUCUGUGACAACACGUCAAACAAAUCGCCCACCAAUCACCUAGUAGCAUUGGACCCAGAGGCGGGGGAUGCCCCAGAGCUGGUGAUAUCAGACCCUCAGGGAGAACCCAGACAGAGGCAGAGCCCUGAAGCCAGAAAACCAGGUUGUCUCAUUGAGGAGCUGGACUAACUCUGCAGAAGGCUGUGAUAGCAUUAACAACACUAGGUUUAGGUGUUCAAUCUGGGAAAGCCUUGUUUUGCUGAAUACAGGUACAAUGUAAGCACAGAGAGCUGCUAUGGAGCUAUUUUGCAGCCACGGGUUUACACCCAACACAUUUUCCGCACAAAACAAUUUUUUUAGUUUUUUUUGUUAGUUAUUCGUAGCUGUUCUGUUACUGGUUAUACUUUAUAUUCUGUAUUCUCAGGCUCAGUGUUCUAAAUGAAAUGUUCAUAAACUCCACUUCAAAUCCAUUCCAAGAUAAUCCCAGGCAGAUUAUAGCCAGGGCUCAUAAAAUAAAACGUUAUAGUACAGUAUGGGGAAUUUGUCUCAUUGCUUGUUACGCAAAUACUUAAAAUAUACCACUAGGUGGCACUUAAGUACCAAAUGUGCACCUCAUAUGUGCAAUAGACUGGCCCAUUCUUACAGAAAAUAAAACAUAAAAAACAAUAACAAGUUUAGAAAAUAGAAUAAUGAUGAUGAUGAUCAUGCAGAAAUGUGAACCUAAAGAACAGUUAUUUUGUCAAAGUCUUUGUGAGUUUUAGUAGUAGUAUUAUUACAGACCUGCUAAUGCAAAAACACAUAGAAUCUCUUCUUUAUCAUUUAAUCUACCCUGGACCGAGGGUGAGAUUUCAGGGCCAAGUGCUCAGGUCAAAUACUGGUCACAGGGAGACUAGAGAAUAGAUUUGAGUAGAUUGGGUCUUUUAAAUAAAGGUACCAAAAAGAGGAUUAACAAAAAAUAUAUCCACCUGUCUCUUCAUCUCUCUCGUCAUAGCCACACGCAUGCACAAAUGGGAUUGUCUACUGUUCUCUAAAUAUUUGUUUCUGUUCAUGACCAUGUUUACAUCAUAAUUCACCAUCUCUUCAUGUUUCCUCCUCCCAAUACCCCUCCUCCCUCCCCUACCCUGACACAUGGGCUGUCAGGGUGCAUCGAGGGAUGCUGGGUAGGAACAAAGACAGAUUAAAUUGAUCUGCUCAUGACCUUCUGUUAUGAAAGGAUUUAAGAGCAAAGAUUACAAACACACACACAUACAGGAUACACACACAUUGCACGUUACAUGCUACACCAUACAUAUUCUUGUUAAUAUAUUUUAUUACAAAUGAAUGCAUGAAUUAUUAUUAAAUUUAACUGUCUGGAUUAA
This is a messenger RNA of Oncorhynchus kisutch (coho salmon), 3321 nucleotides long. RefSeq names its product dynein assembly factor 1, axonemal. The coding region runs from base 164 to 2152 and encodes 662 amino acids. The record is from RefSeq and is a predicted model, not a curated record. Gene Ontology annotation, molecular function: protein binding; dynein complex binding. Lineage: Eukaryota; Metazoa; Chordata; Actinopteri; Salmoniformes; Salmonidae. Gene Ontology annotation, biological process: axoneme assembly. The transcript is spliced from 10 exons. Gene Ontology annotation, cellular component: axoneme.